GGAGGUAGUGGGUGGGCUCAUGACAGAUAAGGGGUGCCGCUUCCCCGAGUGACGUUUCCCGUCUCCCGAGAAUUAAAACAACCGUUGGUCCGCGGGAACGGUAGCUCCCCGCAGCCAGUCGGAAAUCCGUUUGAUAACUAACAGACACCGCUCUCUAGCUUAGCUCGCAGCCCCGCAUAGCUGUACUCAGACCGGAGUUAAAGGAAGGAGCAGAAGCGGUCUGUAAAGAGCAGGCUGAGUCACUACUGGUGAGGAGGAAGGUCUGGAGAGGGAACGUGAGAAGAGGAGGAGGUGGAGGAGGUGGGGAAGACGACGAAGAAGAAGAAGACGGAGAAGAAGAGAGGGAGAUAAGCCACGACAGGAAGCAAAACGACACACGCACACUCAGACGUACACACCGCUUGUUUACGUGCGUGUGUGUCUGCGUCUGACGGAGAGAGAGAGAGAGAGAGGCUGCGCGAGUUAGAGGGUGAACGGGAAAGGAAGGAAGGGAGGGAGAGUGACGCGGAGGCUGGGAGAGCCGCCCCCCCCACCACCCUGCUCCUCUCCCUCACUUUCUCCUCUCCUCUCCUCCCCUCCCUCUCUGGCUGUGUGGAGCAGGCGUGUAACGGCAUCAGACUCGGCGUGAAGGAACCAUGAGCGAUGUCACCAUCGUUAGAGAGGGAUGGCUCCAGAAAAGGGGUGAAUACAUAAAGAACUGGCGACCACGUUACUUCCUGCUGAAGACAGACGGCUCCUUCAUCGGCUACAAAGAGAAACCUCAGGAUGCAGACCUCCCUUAUCCACUAAAUAACUUUUCAGUAGCAAAAUGCCAGCUGAUGAAGACAGAGAGACCAAAGCCCAACACCUUCAUCAUCCGCUGCCUUCAGUGGACCACUGUAAUCGAGAGGACCUUCCAUGUGGACUCGCCUGAUGAACGGGAUGAGUGGACAGAGGCCAUCCAGACGGUGGCCGACAAGCUCCAGAGACAAGAGGAGGAGAGGAUCCAGUGCAGCCCCACCUCCAACAUCGACAACAUGGUGGAGGAGGAGAUGGACAUCUCUACUACACACCACAAACGCAAGACAAUGAGUGACUUUGACUACCUGAAGCUACUGGGAAAGGGAACCUUUGGUAAAGUCAUUCUUGUCCGGGAAAAGGCCAGCGGGAAGUAUUACGCCAUGAAAAUCCUUAAAAAAGAAGUCAUCAUAGCCAAGGAUGAAGUUGCUCACACACUCACAGAGAGCAGAGUACUGAAAAACACCAGGCACCCUUUCCUCACUUCUCUGAAGUAUUCGUUCCAGACUAAAGACCGUCUCUGUUUUGUCAUGGAAUAUGUGAAUGGAGGGGAGCUGUUUUUCCAUUUGUCCAGAGAGCGAGUCUUCUCCGAGGACCGGACGCGCUUCUACGGCGCCGAGAUCGUUUCCGCUCUCAACUACCUGCACUCGGCGAAGAUCGUGUACCGGGACCUCAAGUUGGAAAACCUGAUGCUGGACAAAGACGGCCACAUGAAGAUCACAGAUUUUGGACUGUGCAAGGAAGGCAUCACCGAUGCUGCUACAAUGAAGACCUUCUGUGGAACACCAGAGUACCUCGCGCCAGAGGUCCUGGAGGAUAACGACUACGGGCGGGCGGUGGACUGGUGGGGUCUGGGCGUGGUGACGUACGAGAUGAUGUGCGGCCGGCUGCCGUUCUACAACCAGGACCACGAGAAGCUGUUCGAGCUCAUCCUCAUGGAGGACAUCAAGUUCCCGCGCACGCUGUCGGCCGACGCCAAGUCGCUGCUGUCCGGCCUGCUCAUCAAAGACCCAAACAAGAGGCUAGGGGGAGGACCAGAUGAUGCUAAAGAAAUAAUGAGGCACAGUUUCUUCUCUGGCAUUGACUGGCAGGAUGUUUACGACAAAAAGCUCGUCCCUCCCUUCAAGCCUCAGGUGACGUCGGAGACAGACACCAGGUACUUCGAUGAGGAGUUCACAGCUCAGACCAUCACCAUCACCCCACCAGAGAAAUUCGAUGAGGACGGGAUGGACUGUCUGGACAACGAGAGGCGACCGCACUUCCCGCAGUUCUCAUACUCGGCCAGCGGACGAGAAUGACCUGUCGAUCACGGUGACAUCGUCACAGCUGGUCUCUGAGGCCGCCAGCGUGGGACACAAAGACCCAACAGCUUGGGACCGACCCACACUUGAAGGAUUUUGCCCUUCUCCUCCAUUCCUUCUCUCUUCAGUCCGCUUCUUAGUUUAUUUAUUCGUUCAUCUUUUUUUUUUUUUGUGAAUCUCUUCGGAGAUUAAAACCCUAAGGCAAAAUUAGAGUUUACUCCUGCACUCCGAACUGUGACGCGAUCAGUUGAUUUUUAACGACCCUUUAACGAGACGAGCUUCACCAGCGUCCUGCUGUGCUUUGACACCUGUCGUCCCCAGACAAGCUCUAAAAACAUGCAAACUCUCUCAGAUAUUAGCCGACGCGUUUUCAGGUAGUACAGCGUUAUAAGUUGUUGAAACCCAAACUGCCAUAGCAGGUUGUAUCUCAGGCUUUUGCAAACACAAAUGGACGUUUGUGUCUUUGCUGCACGUCGUCAGUUCAGUGAUUCUGGGAUGGACUGAGCAGCCUUCAUCAGUGAGUGGGAUCCUACAAUCCUCAUGUUGUCAAGCAGGAUUCGACUCAGGUGCUGCUCAGUGCAAGUCAUGUCGUUGCUGCUAUUUCAACUACAGGUACUACUACUCCUACCACUGCUCUUCUACUGCUACUACUGAAACCCGGUGCUACACUUCUAGCUAAUCGCUGAUCGUAACCAAGGCGCCAGCAAAACUCCCGUACUACCAUCUAUGCUCGUACAGCUGCUACCUUACUCUGCUGCUCUUAAAUGUCAUCUCUGAGGUUUCAACCGACGAUAGCAUCCGUGGUCCUCCGUGAGUGCGUGUGCUUGUGUCUACGGUCCUGUCACGAUGGACUCGUCAUUAAGGACGCACCUCAAAGCACAGCAGUUUAAGCAGAUGAAGCUCCAACGAAUAAAACUAGCUUUACUACACCGCCCACAGCGCAGUGGAAGUGGAAGUUUAAGGAAAUCAGUUGGUUUGAAUGUUUCCCCCAAGUUUUUCCUUUUCUUUAGUUUUUUUUAUUUAUUUAAAUCUCCAAAAGUAAAAACCUAACUGAAACGGUACCUUGUUUAAACGAGAAAAAGCUUUACUGUGACACGCGGUUAUCACGGCUUUUGGGAUCCACGCAGCUGUACCUCUUGGUGUUGAGUUGGAAAAACAAAGACCAGAAUGUCAGACAGGAAAGGGACUGUUAUAAGAAGCGAUGAGGUAAAUAACCUCUAAGGAAAAAAAAAAGAAAUGCAAUAUUAAUGAUUUAUAAUGUGAUCACUUAUGAUGUAGUGAGGUAACAGCUUAUCUACUGUUUUCUGCAAGUUUCUUAAAAAGGGUUUUAAAACAACACGGUCUGUGAGGAAGUAAAGAAGCAGAUGUGAGUUUACAAGAAUCACAGCAAUUGCUAUAAUAUAUAUAUAUAUGUUCUAUUUAUUGCUCUACACAUUGGUUUUAUAUUUAACCUUUUCUAUUGUUAUUACAUUAUUAAAAAAAAGUAUAUUGUUAUUUCUUAAGAUUGAGAAAAAUAUUGCACCUCAAGAAACAAAAAUGGCUUAAGAAUGUAGGAGGGAAAGCAGAUAGCCUUCCUGCUCCAUUUCUUUAUUUUUAUUUUAGAUUUUGUGUUGUUUUGUGACCAAAAUGUGACAGCUGGAGGCGACAGCAAACACUGAUAAUUUAUUGGUUAAAUGUCAACAAAACCUGAAUGUUCCUGAUAUUUAAUGUCAACCCAGAUGUGUUUUUGGUGAUGAUUGCGGUAGAGUACAGAGAGGAAGGUGAAGUGGAAGUGGAACAGAGGGAGAAUGAGGAAGGCUCUAAAUUCAGAGCGUGGAGGAUGAACUGUAAGUUUGUUGAGAAAAGAGUUGAGUCUGUUUUUUAGCCUGUAAGGUAGGGAUGCACCGAGAAGUCGGCUCGUGAACGGAAUCAGACGAUUUUCGGCCGACUCGAACUCAAAAAUCCAAUUUCUUUCCAAACAACGCACAAUGCCUAAUGACAAUACUCUUCAUGUGGAGGUUUUUACUGAAAGAAGGCUCAAAGUUAGCUAUUGUCAGGUGAGACAUUUAAAAGAAAAUCAGAGGAAGCCCAUGAGAUGUCAAAUGAAGCUGUAGGUUCUACGACAUGUUGAGACAUGUCUGCGGUUCAGUCCUGCUGCUACAACAGAGAGCUAGACCUCGGCGGUGCCGGUCAUAAUGCUUUGUCACCUUUUUGUACCUGAAAGUCAGCCACAAAACAACUAAAUAGAGCCACCAACCCGUGUUGAAUGAACUGACAAAAGAGCAAAUUGAGUUGGACCUGAUGGUAGUACCAGGGUGUAAAAUAUUCAUGAAGAGUCCUAAAUUUAAUCAUCUCCAUUUUAGAUCUUUAAAAAAGGUCUCAAGACCUCUAAAAUGUGUAUGUUGUUGAUCUGUUUGAGUUAUGACACUGUAACAACAACAGCUCAGCUAGUCACCUCUAACCCUACAGAUUUUGCUCCUGAAACUGGCUUAUUGUGGUUUUAGGGGAUUGAUGUCAAACUCUUCACUACCAUCUCCUUUGUUAUGGGAAAUGUAUUUUUAACAAGGCUUGGCUUAAAAACAGGGAUUUUAGGAGUGGACUAAAGCAUGUAGUCCAAAACAAAUUGGGAAAGUGUAAAACUUUUAAUUUAAAUACUUACAAACCAUGACAGUGUCGUCUUUCUCUAGUUAAGAGAGAUUAUGCUUUACUAAUGCUAAUAUGACAAGAUGAAGUCAGUUUAAGAUCUGAACUUUUUGGCUUUUGUUUAAUCAGUAAAAUCAUGUUUUGCAGAAAAUGUGCUCUCACCCACGGUGAGACGAUGUCUCUGCUCCUAACAUAAAUGUUGGCUGCACUAAAGCUGGAAGGAAAUAUCCUGAACACUGGUAUCUGUAGUUCUAAAGAGAAACCCGCCACAAACCUCUCGGUGCAUGUCUAGCUGAAUGAUCAUCAUAGUUGUGUCCCGUUGGCUAACCGAUCCCUGCCCUCUGCUGUCGUUUCUCCGGUCUGGGCUCCGUGUUUGCAAUCGUUUCAUCGCCGUGUCCUCCAGACACACCAGGUUUAAGAAAUUGCCCUCGAUCUCUACGUCUCCAUACGCUGUUAGGUAAGCCUUACGGUUUCACUUCAUCACAAGGUCAAAAAGAAAAAUCUAGCUUCUGUCAAAGAAAACCUGUCGUGUUUUAGCAUCUGGCUUACACACACAGAGUAUUGGGGGAUGUGCUCUAUCGAGAAAACUGUAUUCCAGUAUAUUUAUUAUUUGAAUGUCUUUGGAUAACUUGAAUUUGUUUUCUAUUUAAUUUAUUUGUUGUCUUUUUGUUUUGGGCCUUUAGCUGUAAGGCGGGGUUGUAGUCAAGUUUAAACAGUCUUGUUUUGUUCAGAAAUUAAAUGUUUUCUUUUUUUUUUUUUAAGAUAUGUCUUAUACAACUUCUUACCUGUUUUUACGCUGCUCUUAAGUCCAUAUGCUUUACUGUUGCACUACCAUUAAACUGCAAAUAGCUAGCAAAACCGCUUUACGGCAGAAAUGUUCAAAAAAAGGACAGCACUGGCCUGCAUGCUGUUGUUCUCCUCAGUCCAUCAGGGCCUGAGUCUUAAGCUCAGAACGCCGACAAAAAAUACUUGUGUGUGAUCGACAGGGCCUGUCUGGUGCCGCCGAGGCAAGUCCAAAUCCCACCCAGCUGGCACCCCUGACAGGCUCCACGAAGUGCUCUCAAGUAUUUGGAAGGAUUUCAGCUUUGAUUUGACUCAGGUCGGCGAGCGGCUGAGGAGUUCUAGCUGAAUGAUCACAUGUUACGCCAAACCCAUUAGGAACCAGAGUUCAUGAAAUACAGCUUUGUAGCUUUGGGCACAGCACUUUCGCAUCCAUCACUUUUGAUACGAUUCAGAGGAAUUUGAUUCAGCCCUGCUUUAAAGCAAGAUUUUUAGCUUUUUUAUGUUUUUAAAGAAAAAUAAUGAUGAAAUCUCCAGAUAAAACCAUUGGCUUGAUGUCUAGAUUUGACAGACGUGGCUGAAGCGUCCUGCAGUCAGCUGUCACUACAGAGCUGUGGCACAGAGGGAAAGUUUAGAAACGUUGCUGAAACUGGUCGAUCACUGAUUGCACUGAGAAGUCUUUCUUCCAGUGAGCCUCCAACCCUCCUUGUUCAGGCGGAUACUGGGUCAGACAACAAAGAAGCUGACGUUUUCUUCUGUAAAUGAUCUGAGGUGGCGAAGCUUACUUAUUAAUCUUAAUCGGCGUGGGGUUUUCCAGGACCGACAGUGAAUCAGAUGUCUCAGAAAGUCAGUUUCUGGUCUCCUCACAGCUUUACAGGAUCCCUCAUCAUCGUACUAAGCAGCGUGUGAAAUCUGGGACGCUGCUGCUGCUGCUUGUACCUUACAUCUACAACGCUCCAGAUCCGACUCCAGUUGUGUUUCAGCUGCUGCGUGUUCAUCUCAUUUGUUGACAUCGGCCAAAAAUCACCCAAAGCUCUGUGCGCUGCUGUGAAAUAAACGGGCUCAUGUUUGAACAGCUUUCUGAAGAGAAGAGACUUCAAUUCUGCAGCAGAUUCCUCCCCUUCUCCAGUUUACCUCUGUCGACCUAAAUAUUAACAGCAACAAGCAUGAGAUUCAUUUAUUUAUUUAGAAACAGCAAACAUGUAAAAAUAUUUCAACGCCAUGUCCAUUAUAUGCUGUAGCUGAAUGGUGAUGAGACGCCUCUGGAAAACGAAAGGGCCACGUUUCUCUGCAGCACUGAACCACUCUGCUCUGAGAGAUGAUGUUUGAAACCACAGCAGAGUAAAUCAAACAGCCUUUAUGUCCUUCAUACUGUCAGGAUGCAGUGGUAUGGCCCUGAGAGGCCACAAGGAUGAGAAAACAUUACCAUCAACAUGGAGCUGUUUUUUUAUUCUGUAUAUCCUUAGUAUUUUUACACAUAAGAUGUAUAAGAUAGGGAUGCACAUUAUUUUCCUUCUUACAGACAGCUUCAAUAAAGCACUAUGUCAAUCUGC
Messenger RNA from Girardinichthys multiradiatus, 7033 nucleotides. Its product is annotated as RAC-gamma serine/threonine-protein kinase. The coding region runs from base 636 to 2075 and encodes 479 amino acids. Gene Ontology annotation, molecular function: protein serine/threonine kinase activity; ATP binding. NCBI's taxonomy places the organism in Eukaryota, Metazoa, Chordata, Actinopteri, Cyprinodontiformes, Goodeidae. The transcript is spliced from 14 exons. Gene Ontology annotation, biological process: protein phosphorylation. The record is from RefSeq and is a predicted model, not a curated record.